Messenger RNA from Manis pentadactyla (Chinese pangolin), 1617 nucleotides. RefSeq names its product programmed cell death 2 (gene PDCD2). The coding region runs from base 91 to 1119 and encodes 342 amino acids. The transcript is spliced from 6 exons. Gene Ontology annotation, cellular component: nucleus; cytoplasm. NCBI's taxonomy places the organism in Eukaryota, Metazoa, Chordata, Mammalia, Pholidota, Manidae. The record is from RefSeq and is a predicted model, not a curated record.
CCGUUGCCUCUGGCCCGCCGUCCCCCGCGCCUUCCGGCACCCCAUUUCCCCUUCCGGCCGGCGGUGCGGCGGAAGCCGUCGACAUAUCCCAUGGCGGCCGCCCGCGGCGGGCCGGUGGAGCUGGGUUUCGCGGAGGCGGCGCCCGCGUGGCGGCUGCGCAGCGAGCAGUUCCCCAGCAAGGUGGGCGGGCGACCGGCGUGGCUGGGCGCAACCGGGUUGCCGGGGCCCAAGGAGUUGGCCUGCGCGCUGUGCGGCCGCCCGCUGGCCUUCCUGCUGCAGCUGUACGCGCCGGUGCCCAGCCGCGCCGACGCCUUCCACCGCGGCCUCUUCGUCUUCUGCUGUCGGGCGCCGCCGUGCUGCGCCGGUCUGCGCGUUUUUAGAAAUCAGCUACCCAGGAAAAAUGACUUUUACUCCUAUGAGCCACCUUCUGAGGAUUCUCCCCCAGCGACAGAAUCUGUGUGCCUACAGCUCAAGUCUGGCGCUCACCUUUGCAGAGUUUGUGGCUGUUUAGGUCCCAAAACAUGUUCCAGGUGUCACAAGGCACAUUACUGCAGUAGGGAGCAUCAGAUUCUAGACUGGAGAUUGGGACAUAAGCAGGCUUGUACAGAAUCUGACAAUCUGGACAGCACAGUUCCAGACCACAACUUCCUUUUUCCAGAAUUUGAGAUCGUAAUAGAAACAGAAGAUGAAGUUAAACCCGAAGCUGUGGAAGAAGACGACUCAGAGAUUUCAGGGAGCAUGGAUGAAGCACCUGAAGAGGAAUUGGAUUCCACUGCAAAACAUGAAUCCAGGGAAGAUAAAAUUUUCCAGAAAUUUAAAAAUAAAGUAGCCCUUGAGCCAGAACAGAUUCUCAGAUAUGGCAGAGGGAUUGCACCCAUCUGGAUCUCUGGUGAAAAUGUCCCUCAAGAAAAGGAUAUUCCAGAUUGCCCCUGUGGUGCCAAAAGAAUAUUUGAAUUCCAGGUGAUGCCUCAGCUGCUCGGCUAUCUGAAGGCUGAUACACUGGGGAGGAGUGUCGACUGGGGUGUCCUGGCCAUCUUCACCUGUGCUGAAAGCUGUGGGCUGGGCACAGGCUACACGGAGGAGUUUGUUUGGAAGCAGGAUGUAGCAGACACACCCUGACAAUGCCAUGGGAAAGCCUUACAAAUGCUCAUGAUCCCUUGGACCUUGCGAUCCCAUUUGUAGGACUUUGUCCUAAGGAAAUAAUUAUACCAGACACAGGUACAGAGAUGUAGUUUUAGGCUUUGUUUACAAUGUCUAAAUAUUAGUGAAACCAAAAUGUCCAGUGAUAUAAAAUGACAUAAAGUUUGGUGUCAUCUGUACAGUGGAAGGCUAUGCAGUCUUGGGACACCAGGUAACACAGAGAUCUAAACUGACACCAAGGCAUUCAUAGUAUUUUUGUAAAAAUACACAUAUAUGUACACAGAAUUUUAUCUGGGAAGAUACACAUUAGGUGUGAACUGGUUAACUGGGAAUAAGUAAAAUUUUCUUUUUACUUAAAUGUAUAUUUCUAUAGUAAAAAUGGAUUGUGUGCCUAAUUAAGUCAAACCAUUACUUCGAGCAUUUUCCCCCCUAAAAUUUGCAAAAAUAAAGAGGAGAAGUAUUUGGGUAAAACCCCAA